This is a messenger RNA of Stegodyphus dumicola, 1397 nucleotides long. RefSeq names its product vacuolar protein sorting 13C (gene Vps13). Gene Ontology annotation, biological process: protein retention in Golgi apparatus; protein targeting to vacuole. The record is from RefSeq and is a predicted model, not a curated record. Lineage: Eukaryota; Metazoa; Arthropoda; Arachnida; Araneae; Eresidae.
GCGGGUUUGCGGUCUCCUUACUGAGUACCGCAUCGAGUAACUCGUUUGAGAGCGAAAAUUCUCUGCUGCAAGAUUUUGUUUUGUUAGCAGAAUGAAAAUUCAUUUUCUUUGAGAACUAAUGUAUCCGGACCGAUAUUAUUAAAAAAAAAAAAAGUAAUCGCACCAUGGUUUUUGAAUCACUUGUAGCAAGUCUCUUGAACAAACUUUUAGGCGACUACCUUGCAAAUUUUGAUAGCUCACAACUAAAGUUGGGAUUAUGGGGAGGAGAUGUAUGUCUGAAACAUCUGGACGUGAAAGAAAGUGCUUUGGAUGAUUUAGAUUUGCCAAUCAAAGUUGUUUCUGGACAUUUAGGUCAACUUGUCCUCAAAAUUCCAUACAAAAAUAUCUAUACAGCUCCAACAGUGGCUACAAUUGAAGGUUUGUUUGUAGUUGUCAUUCCUAAUCAAGGUAUUAAGUAUGAUGCAGAAAAGGAAGCUAAAGCAGCUGAGGCUGCUAAGCAGGCUGAACUUAUGCGAAUUGAAGAGGCAAAAUCGAAACUGAAAGAGAAAACUAAUGGCAAAGAGGAAAAGAAAGACACAUUUACAGAAAAGCUUGUUACUCAAAUCAUUAAAAAUCUUCAAGUGAAGAUCAAAGACAUUCAUCUACGUUAUGAAGAUAAUUUUUCAGAUCCUAAGAAUCCAUUUAGUGCUGGUUUCACACUGCAUAAUUUGUCCUUUGAAACUACUGAUGAAAAAUGGAUUCCCGCUGUUAUUCAAGAAAGUGUCCAGAUUAUACAUAAGUUAGUCACAUUGGAUAGUUUAGCUGUUUAUUGGAAUAGCAAAUCAGAAUUGAUGCACAAGCUUAGUGUUGAAGACAGACAGGUAGCUAUGGAAAAAUGUAUAGCAACAUCCACUUUUAUUCCUGGUGACAUAAAAUACAUGCUUGGUCCUAUAAAUUCCAAAGCUCAGUUGCAGUUGAAUUCUAAGCCAGAAUCAGACGGAUCAGGGUUCAAAAUUCCUAAAGUUUGGUUGAAUGUUGUAAUGGAAGAAAUAGCUGUUGGUCUUUCAAGGUUACAGUAUCAAGACUUAAUCAAGUUAUUGGAAUCUCUUGAUCGCAUGACUGUUGCUACAUUAUAUAGAAAAUACAGGCCAGAUGUUCCAAAGUUAGGUCAUGCAAAAGAAUGGUGGAACUUUGCCAUUACUGCUAUUCUGGAAGAGGAUGUUCUACGAAAGCGACGAAAUUGGUCUUGGGAACAUAUGAAACAUCAUUUAGAAAUAUGUAAAAAAUACAAAGAAUUAUAUGUUCAGAAGUUAUUAGGCAAAAAAUUUACAAACGAGAUGUUAUCUGAGAUAAGUGAGUAUGAAAGAGGGCUGGAUCUGUUUAAUAUAACAAUUGCAAGAAAACAAGCUGAGCUUGAA